AUGACUAGUGGUUUCCCAUACUUCCUGUAUCGAAGGGACCGUACCCAGAGAAAAGGAGGAGGAGUCUUUUGCAUGGUUAGGUCUUUUCUAGACUGCACGGAAGUGAAGUUAAACACCAACAUGGCCCCAGAUAUACUCUGCUGUGAUAUUCUUAUACAUGUGGCCGCCUCUCCUCUGAGGAUCAUCUCGGUCUAUCGCCCUCCAAACACUAAGCCAGCCGAUGACCAUUACUGGAUCAUCUCCUUGAUCUUAGCUCACAGCGUAAACUACAAUUCAUUGAACUCCUAUUUUCUAAGUGUGGAUUGGCUCACCUUGUUUGACAACUUCACAUCAGCUAGCGAUGUCUACAAAAGAUUCUGUAAGCAACUAUACAUGACCUUCUCUCAUUUUGUUGAGUUCAAAGCUCCUCAAAUGACUCGAACAGUAUAUCCAAUACAUAUAAGGAACUUAGCCGCUCAGAAAGAAAGACUAUCUCUCUCUCUUGACCGUCCUUUGGAAGAUGACCUCUACAGAAAGGUGUGUCGGGACCUUGACGGCCAUGUAAAGAAGUUUCUCGCCAAUCGUGAACACCGCCUCACGAGAGGGUCUAAUUUAAAACGGCUUUUCCACUAUAUUAGACAGAAAUCGAGAGAUAAUUUAGGGUUACCUACUUUGUUUGAUGCCUCGGGCAAGAAAUACAUUUCAGAUACGCAGAAAGCCAGAAUAUUAGGCGAAUACUUUGCUUCCGUCUUCUGUACUGGUUCUGAGCAAAGCGUACCAGAUGUUAGGGGCAUUCCACACGUAGAGAGCGGACUUUCAGGGAUCUUCUUUCACCCAGAAGAUGUUCGGAAGAUGCUGGAAAGCAUUAAACCUUCCACGUUCGUCACAGCUUCUCUGACAGACAGUCAAAGUGGUGUCCUCAGGAAGCGUUUUAUCGCUUGUUUUGCUCUUCUUAAUAUAUACACCUCCCUGUCUUACAUUGCCACUUCGCCCGAUGUGAAGGUUCAGAUGUAUGCUGAUGACAUUAAAAUAUAUGCCGCAUUAACGAUACUACCAACAAGUAAGGAAGUUCAAGCAGUCAUUUAG
Messenger RNA from Cooperia oncophora, 1065 nucleotides. The record is from the annotation of a GenBank genome assembly. Lineage: Eukaryota; Metazoa; Nematoda; Chromadorea; Rhabditida; Trichostrongylidae.